AUUUAUUAUUGAUAAUACACCUGAGAUCUAUCAAGAACUGCAUUUCAGUAUCCCCAUCUUCACAUAUUCACUCACUCCUAAUUUCCCCGCGAAAAUAAAAAGAUAAUCGGGGAAGUUAAAUUAAAUCAUAUAUAAAGGCUUAAUCUCCACGCACAAACAUCUUCAUCUCUUGCUGCAAAUUUUACGAGGGAUUUGAAUCAUGUGGAGCACCAUUGCUAAUUUGAAAGAGAAUUUGAACAAGAUCGCACUCGAUGUUCACGACAAAGACGAAGAAGAAGAUGAAGUGAGCAAGGAAUCUUCUGUCUCCGAUAGCUGGAAUUCUAACGGAUUUGUCCGUUCUAAUGGUGUUGAUCGUGUUUUGCUUUCUGAGAUAGAACAGUACAAAGCGGAAAUCGAGAGACUUCAAGCCUCUGAGGCAGAAAUUAAAGCACUGUCAAUAAAUUAUGCAGCUCUAUUAAAAGAAAAAGAGGAUCUGAUUGUUAGAUUAAAUAAAGAAAAUGGUUCAAUAAAGCAGAAUUUGGAGGCUACAAAUGCUGCUCUGAGUGCCUCCAGAAUUGAAGGUUCUAGAGCAUCUACAAGUGGCACUUCUUCAAUCAAGGAGCUUGCAGAUUCAGUUGAUGGAAAAAAUAGGUCCUCAAAAGCUGUGCAAUAUUCCCCAGAGAUAAGAAAGUUGAAGUUAGAACUAAAGCAAGAACGUGAUCAAUUGACAAAUGUUCAACUAAAAUUUCGCGAGGAACAGGAAUUGAACAAAUCUUUUCGGGUGGAGCUUAAAAAGUUAAAAUCGGAAAGAGAAAACACAUCAAAGGAGACGAGCAAAAUACAAAAUGAAUUGAAUGAGAAAGCAUCAGAAAUAAAGCAUCUACAAUUUGAGCUGACUAGACGGCAAAACGAAGAAUCAGUGGAGGCUUUUGAUAGCUUGAAAAGACUAAUCAAAACCUUAGAGAAUGAAAAUACCAAUCUUAAGAUGGAGAAGAGUGAAAUUGAGGCCGCUCUUGAAAAAAGCAGGAAGUCUUUCACUGAAAAAAUGUUGUCGGAUGCUUUUCAUAUUCAGAAAAAGGAUUUAAGCAGCAUCAGUGAUAUGCCAGAUCAUUCUGACAAUUUUCCUGGAAAGGAAGAAAUGGAAAGAUCCUUACAAAAGCUAAGUAACGAUUUAAAGGAAACGCGGCGGGACAGGGACAAAGCAUUAAAAGAAUUGAGCCGCCUUAAGCAGCAUUUGCUGGAAAAGGCAUCUGAGGAAGCAGAAAAAAUGGAUGAGGAUAGUAUAAUCAUUGAAGAGCUUCGUGAUAGCAAUAACUAUUUAAGGGCUCAGAUAUCACAUCUCGAGAGAACUCUGACGCAAACAAUUGCAAGUCAGGAGGAACUGAAGAUGGCAAACAAUAUGGAAACUCUAAAGUCCAGGGAAAUCAUUGAUGACCUGAAUAAAAAGCUUACGAAUUGUUUGAGCACAAUAGAUUCUAAAAAUAUUGAACUUUCAAAUUUACAGACAGCUCUUGGACAGUACUAUGCUGAAAUUGAAGCCAAGGAACAUUUAGAAGAGGAGUUAGCCUGGGCAAGAAAAGAAACAACUAAGCUUUCUCAACUGUUGAAAGAUGCAUAUCAGAGAGCAGAUAUAUCAAAGGCCGAAAAUGAAGAAACUUUGGCCAAGCUUUCCCAAUCUGAGAAGGCACAAACUGAAUGGAAAGGUAGAGUAAGCAGGCUUGAGGAAGACAAUGCCAGAUUGAGGCGUGCUGUUGAGCAGAGUAUGACACGGUUAAAUAGAAUGUCAGUGGAUUCAGAUCAUCUCGUUGACAGGCGUAUUGUUAUCAAAUUACUUGUGACGUAUUUCCAGAGAAAUCACAGCAGGGAGGUUUUGGAUCUAAUGGUUCGCAUGCUAGGAUUCUCUGAUGAAGAUAAGCAAAGGAUAGGCAUUGCUCAGCAAGGUGCAAGCAACAGUGUUAUUCGAGGAGUUUUCCGGCUGCCUGGCCGCCUGGUGGGAGGCAUUUUGGGAGGAAGUUCGACUGAAGCAGCGGCAAAUGCAGGAUCUCAUAACCAGUCUUUUGCAGAUCUGUGGGUUGAUUUUCUUCUAAAGGAAACUGAAGAAAGAGAAAAGAGAGAAUCAGCAGGAAAUCCAGGUACAUCCACUGAAAAUUUACAUGAUAAAAGUCCAGAUACUAUUUCCACUACUCCCCCACUUCCCAAUCAGAGGUUUGGAUCUGUUCCACUUCCACCACUUCCCAAUCAGAGGUCUGCAUCUGCUUUUCCAAUAAAUUCAACAAAUCAAAACCUCAGUCUUCUUCCUCCUAGCUACCUUCAGCGUCCUGAAAAUUUUGGUUCUGACUUCUCAACAGUUCCUCUUACACCAUCGGAUGCCAAAACUUCUGGUUCGAACCUGAUUCCGAGAUACUGAAUAGACAUUUGAUCUUGCACUUAAUCUGAGGUAUAUAUAAUUGUUUUUUAAAUUGUAUGCAUGCGAUCUUGUUCAAUUAUUUCUUUCUCAUUCAAGAUGAGAGUUCUUUUCGCAAAGAGGGAGAAGGGUGAGGGGGUACUUUCAAAUGUCUAAAGUAUUUUUGUUUCCAAUGCCUUCAUUAUCUCGUCAUUUUUGUGUGUAUUCACGCAUAUAGUUUUGAAAAAAAAAUCCUGUUGUAUAUGUAUAAUAAUAUAAUUCUAUCUCUUCAAUGUAUAUUAUACACUUAAAAUCCUGUUGCACCUAUAAUAUAUUAGUAUUAUCUAUUUUGUAAUGCAUAAACAAAAUGUUUCAUGUGCGUAUACCUAAUUUAAUCUAA
Medicago truncatula (barrel medic) is the source of this 2762-nucleotide messenger RNA. Its product is annotated as golgin candidate 3. Gene Ontology annotation, molecular function: small GTPase binding. The transcript has 14 exons. Gene Ontology annotation, cellular component: Golgi apparatus. Gene Ontology annotation, biological process: endoplasmic reticulum to Golgi vesicle-mediated transport; Golgi organization. Lineage: Eukaryota; Viridiplantae; Streptophyta; Magnoliopsida; Fabales; Fabaceae. The coding region runs from base 200 to 2386 and encodes 728 amino acids. The record is from RefSeq and is a predicted model, not a curated record.